This is a messenger RNA of Diversispora eburnea, 1281 nucleotides long. The record is from the annotation of a GenBank genome assembly. Lineage: Eukaryota; Fungi; Glomeromycota; Glomeromycetes; Diversisporales; Diversisporaceae.
AUGUCUUUCGACACGACGGCUAGCUUUCUUGGUAGACUUACCUCUUCUGCUAGUAUUCCGCGACGUCAUUCAAUAUAUGGAACAGGUGAAGAUAGAAUUGUAUUAGAUAUUGGAAGUCUAUAUAUAAAAGCUGGGUUUAGUGGCGAAUCUAGACCAAGGCACAUAGUUCCUGUGUAUGCUGGUAACAUGAAGACUCAUUGGGACCCAGAUUUCAAUGGAAGUGGUGGUAUUGCUAAAGCUUGUGGUGAAAGUUGUAGAGUAGUUGGAGAGUUUGCCGAAUUGUUUGAUUUAGAAAUUGGAAAAUAUCCUGAUGAUCCUAAGCAACGCAAAGUUGUUUUAUGUGAAUCACCAAUGAUGCCUGUAAGAUUAAAAGAAUUGAUUGCCAAAGUGCCUUCAAUUUCUUUCGCUCCAUCUCACAUGUUGGCAUUAUUAACAACUGGUUGCACGACAGGAUUAGUAAUUGAUGUUGGACAUUUAGAGACCACUGUACUACCAACUUUUACUGCUCGUCCUUUGACUCCUUUUAUUCGCACAACUCCUUUGGCGGGACGUGCAUUGACAAAGAGACUCAAGGAAUUAAUAUCUACAUAUGGAAGUAUGGUUAUACCUCCAUCAACAAAAAAUGUUCCUGUUCAUGCUAAAUAUUUAACACCCUUUGUAUUAGAGGAUAUUAAAGCGAGAUUUAUAUUUGUAAGUCCUAUAAUGGUAUCAGAAGCAUCAAUUGGAAUUGCAGAAAAAACUUUAGUGGAUGACAUGGAAGCAAAAUAUUUAUCAGUUAGUUCUGCCACAGAUAUUUUAUAUCCUAUUACUAUAAGCAAACUUGGUCGAGAACGUCAAAUGGGAACUUUAAUCAUACCUGGAUGGAUUAGAGAACGUUGUGCGGAAGUGCUUUUUGAAGGAGAUGAAGAUGAAUCUAGUGUGGUUGGAUGCGCACUAGAAUGCUUGUUAAAGACUCCUAUAAAUCUGCGUCGUCCUCUUGCCUCGGCUAUUCUCCUUAUUGGAGGAACCACUUUGCUUCCAAAUUUUCAAUCUAGACUUGCGCAAGAAAUUUUGCGGGCCAUAAACACAGAUAAAAGAUUUACAUCAUUACGUGGUUUAGCAGAGCACAUUGAUUUUUUGGAAGAACAUGGAAGUGGUAAAGUUUUUGGAGCGAAUUGUAGAGCCUGGAUUGGAGGAUCUUUAAUUGGAUCACUCAAAUCUACUGUUGUUGAAAUUACCAGAGAAAAAUAUUCUGGACAAGUUCCUGAUUGGACAACUUCAAAUACUAUUACAACUACAUAA